Molecule: messenger RNA, 3539 nt
Organism: Pocillopora meandrina
Lineage: Eukaryota; Metazoa; Cnidaria; Anthozoa; Scleractinia; Pocilloporidae
Source: the annotation of a GenBank genome assembly
AUGAACUUUCUUGGUUUCGCUUUCCCCUUGGCGUUGCUUGUAGCAGUUCAGCUAACCACUUUAACAUGGGCUGCAACGAAUGUGACAAAAACCUCAGGAAAAGGUAAAAAAGUGUUCCCUUUAUGUCAAAUCUCUUUAGCACACGCGUAUUGUAUUCUUUGGAUUAAGCGUUGCUCCUGCAUAAGCCAUCUGAAACUGUAACUCAAACGCGAGCGGGCGUACAAAGUUUGUCUAAGGCACCCUUGAAACUUAUUUUACGGCGGAAAUUUUUUUCUCAGUCUCAAAUGCUACAGUUCUUCAGUAGACACACCUUAAAGAGCGGUAUACGUAGUUACUUUUACAUUUUCGCAAACAUAGAGCAAGCCUGUUCAAGCCUGUUCAACCCUGUGUGGGUUGUUAAUUCGAUUCCGAUAGUAGAUCUAAACGUAAACUUUCACAUAUGGAUGUUUGAUCGACAAAUUUUGAACUAUGUACUUCUAGAAAAAAUUAAACUUUGAGAUACACUAUUUGUUACCUGCUGAAAACAAUUUACAGUAGCACAAAAGAAAUUGUGGCGGACUUUAAUUUUUAUCUCACGGAAGUUUUUUCCUAGAGAAGUUUAGCGAGCAAAUCGUUGCAUCUUGAGUACAAGAAGAAAACUAAGAUGUUUGAUGUACGCUCGAUGGGCCGAUCAAGCGACUAAUUGAAAAUUGACUUUUGUUUCGAGUUUUCGUCUCUUUUCUUUUUUUAACUUUGUGAGGAUGGCAGAUGACCUAGAGAAAGUUAGAUAAACGUUGGCUAAACUGCGCUAGGUUACGCUAAUCUUCAAAGAAGUUUACACGGCAAGUCAGUCCUCCAAAGAAUACAAAGAAAAAGAGAGCCUCUUUCCUCAAACUCUACGGUCAGUUUUCGAUUUUGGUCAUCAUGGCUGAUGAAAUGUGUUUCAAAGAUUUUUUCAAAUUCUCCUAACCGGAACAAUACACUAUUAAUUCUGCAUUAGGGAGCAACCAACAUUUAUCACAUGGGGGGAGAGGGGGGAAUGGAAGGAGGAUUUUAGGGGGCCAAAGUACUUUUUAGGGGGGUUCAUAUGGUUUUCAAGAGAACGAAAUGGGGAUCGGUCGUUGUUUUACAGAGUAUAAAAGGAAAAAAAUUGAAAAAUUGUAUAUGAGUGGGGAUCAUUAGAAUACUACAACAACCCCCCUCCCAUCCCCUCACCCCCCCUUUUUCCCAGGCGAUAAAAGACAAAUGACCGGUUUAUUGAUUUGUAUACGAAAAUUUAAUUGUUGUAGAGCUCAUAGAGCUAACAUAAAAAUUGCAAAUAAUCCUAAACUGCAUUUCUUUGAAGAAUGUUUUACGGAAAGACAAACAUUCCUACUCGAGGUCUUAUUUUGUUCAGCAAAACAAUUUUAAAAAACUUUUUUUCGGAAAAAUUUAAAAUGAAAAAUACAUAUGGUCCUAAACUGCAUUUCUUUAAAGAACGUUUUACAGAAAGACAGAUAUUCUCACUCGAGCUCUAAUUUUGUUCAGCAAAACAAUUAAAAAAAAGCUGAUUUAUCAAAGAUUGAAAUAUUAACUUUUAUCAUUACACCAGAGUGAGAAUCGAGUGGAAGAAUAACACACGGACCCCUGUGGAGGUAGUCGUCAUCUUCUUUCGGAUGAAUAAUCUCUAUAAAGGAUAAGAUUUAUGAAAUAUAGCAUAAUUUUGAGGAACAUGUGAUAAUAUGAAUAAAAAGGCAACUUUUUCUUGCGUCAAAGAUUACGAUGAGCAAGGAGAACACCUGGGUGAACAACCAGUACGUCGCGUAGUACCAGCGUGCGAUCUUGACUCCUUCUCAUUGGGUAAUAAAAAACCAACCUUUCCAGAGCAGCCAGGUAUCACCCUUCCCCUCUGCCCAGACAAUCAAUAUGCCAUUUUCUAUAAUAAUAAUUGGGGAAUUGCACGGUACACACUCUACAAGAUUACCGCCGCACAAGCCUUGAAAGCCAAGACAAACCCAGUACCAAGACCUAAUGACCCAUGGCAACUGGAUAAGACGCCAGGUAAGUUAAUCAGUGUUACUGUUAAAAUUUACUUUUUUAAUGAAGAAAUUUGGGAAAAAAAUUAAUUCAUUUGUCAUUCCACUACUACAAAGUCUGUUCGUCGUGUUGUUUUGGUCUUUCACGCACUCCUAAUGCGAUCGAUAAGAUGCUGAGAUGAGGUUAUGCGAGUAUUUCGUGAACUUUAAGUUAAAACACUCGAAAACGGGUGUAUAUACAUAUAUAUACGUAUACGUGUUCUUAUAUAUAGAUGGAUGGAUCGAUAUUAGGUAGAUAUAAUAUACAUUUACAUUAUGCAUCAUAACGCCAUUUUACCACAUUAAGGCAACGCGUACGGUGCACACAAAACAUGCGACGGUAUUACACUGCAGGUAAAAUGGAGCAAAAAUACGAAUGGAAAGAGGAGAGACUUGUGAGAAGAGUCGUGCAUGAUGGGUAAAUCAUUUUAAGCAAACAAUUUCCUUGACUUAUCUGAGAUAAUUCGCUUUAACAUUUUGCAACUGUGAUUGGGAUCGAUAGAGAACAAAAUUUCUUGGCUUGUGACUGACAUCAGCGUACUUUAAAACUCUCUCAUGAUCAGGGAUUCGUCAAGGAAGCAGUGCAUUGUAUCAAAACCAACCUUUCCCGGGUAGAUACCACAAAGGUCACCUCGUUCCUGUUAACAUCUUACGUUACAGCGAUAAAAGUGUUCUUGCCACUUUCACCUACACCAACUGCGUGCCGCAAAUUGGGAAUUUCAACUCAGGUCAGUGGUUAAAGUACGAACUAAAAAUAGGGAUAUAUGCCCAGGACUAUUGUGCUCCAAUAGGCGGAACUCUUUACCUGAUCACUGGAACAUCACAGGUUAAGUUUAAUGAGAAACUUAAUCUUAAAGGCGAAAUAAUCGGGGUGGAUAAGUCGGUGAAACCAAUGGAGGGGUUCCAUGGCAACGUGGAUGUACACCAAAAGAUCAAAAUUCCAAACUCAAUGUGGACGGUGGGCUGUUGCUUGAACUUGAAUACCAAUCAAGUCGUGGGAGCGUUUGGUGUAAUGGGUGAUAAUUCUUUAGACAAAAAGCCCUUAAAUAAAUUUAUGAUGUCCCAACAAAACGUCGCAUAUGUUGAAAGCGCCCUUAAAUUAGAGGAUUCAACAAUUAAGUUGUUUCCUAAGGGCAAAGAUUGCUAUAUGCCACAAAAAAACGUUAAAUUGAAUGAGAUACAUAGAUGAUUUUAUCGUGUUUCUUGGAAGGAGUCUGAGGGGCACCUUGGGUGAAAUAACCAGAUUCUGAUCAAUGCACAUUUUUAACAUAUCUCAGCCGAAUUUUAGUGUACGCCUCGCUAAAUUCAAAAGAUUUGUUUAAACUGAAAUCUCCCUCCUCUGUUUGAACCCGGAAAAAUAAUAAAUAUCCUAGUUACUUGUUUUUUUCGGGCUGUACUGUUAGUUACGAACUCGGUUAGAAAGAGAUGUUUAGAGCUUGUAUUUUCAUCCUUUAUGUUCAAAAUAUGCAUGCUACUUUAUCUGCUAAACAAUAUAUACUGUAACGA